Molecule: messenger RNA, 1505 nt
Organism: Rhododendron vialii
Lineage: Eukaryota; Viridiplantae; Streptophyta; Magnoliopsida; Ericales; Ericaceae
Exons: 2
Coding region: 185-913 (242 amino acids)
Source: RefSeq, a predicted model, not a curated record
CCUCUUUAGGGGGAAAUGAUAAGGUCCUUACUUGCCAAUGCAUACCAGCCUCAUAUUUUGCAAUCUGUCAGUCUCAUGAAACCCAUAAUCUCCAACUCUCUCACCAUAAUCACCUCAAAACCACCCAAAUAAUUCUUCUCCUCUUUCCUAAUAGUAGAAAAUAGUAAAAACAAGCUACUCACAAAUGGGAUGUCAGCUGCACUCCUCAAAUCCCCAGCUACUUAGCAGAUUACCCAUAAAGAGACCAACACAAUUACCCUCAUUUUCUUCAGUUCAACCGAAGCUGAGAAUCCAAACAGCAAUCUUAUCUUCCUCCACCACAAGUACAAUGACCCAAAGGGAAGUACCAGAAACUGAUGCGUCCAGUGUUAAAUUCAAGACACUGGGUGGCUGCAAGCUUGGAAUAUCAAGGUAUCCAGACUUCGAAUACAAUGCUGAUGGGGGUAAAGGGACUGGGCGCAAAAUAGGCGAUGACGACUCAAAUGGUGAAUUUUCUAUUGGUUUUGAUGUCAAAAGACUCUACAUUCCUCCGUUGAUGAGUACAACAACUAGGUUCUUGGGAUUGCCAUUACCGCCGUUCCUGAAAAUUGACAUUGUUCCUGAGCUUUUUGAAGGGAUCAUCAACCGAAAAUCUGGCAAGGUCGAUCUUCAAUUCAAGGCAAAGUUCUGGUUUUCCAUCGGGAGUAUCUAUAAAGCCCCACCCCUUAUGGUGGAGACAGUGUUGACAUCAGAGGAGUCAAAGGGGACAUUGAGAAGUGGGAGAGGGGAGAGGUUGAAUGAAGAAGGGAAGUGCAGGUUGGUGGGAGUGGCAACCGUCGAACCCAUUGAUGAUUUCCUUAUGGACUCCUUCCUUGGCCUUCCUACGGAAUGUCUUGCCAUCCUGAAUGCCACAAUCUCCUUCUCUAGUUCUUAAAUAGCUUCAACAUACCGUAUAUACCACUUCAAAUCUUGCUCGAUCGCUUUAAUUGGGAAAGAGAAAGGAAUGUAUAAGAUGGAGGACAUGCCCUACAUUGUACCAGAAUGGCGAGAAGAAAUACACCGCAGACAAGUUUAUGGUACUUGAAGACGGUGUUUGGAUCAAUGGUUUGUAGAGCGACUUAUGGAAGGAAAGAAAAGAAGCUUGUCAUUUCCUUUCCCUUGGUAAAUCCCACAAAAGAUUGAUGAUCCAAACACAGCGUAGAGGUACUAUGAGUUGAGUUCAUCUGUAGUGGACAAAAAGCAUAGAUGCCAGAAAAUUUUCUGAAAAUUACGACUAUGGGUUGUUUGAAAAAGUUACAAGACCUUGUUACUUUGGAAGUUCCUAUAGAAUCACUAUCUGAUUAUUGUUGUCUAAAUGACAGAAGGAGAACAACUGAAAGAAUCCUACAUCCUCCUUAGCUGGAAAUCUGCUUUCGAUAUUUGAACCUCUCGUUUCAAUCCUUAGUAAACGAUAUCUGAAUCAUUUUAUACAUAUUUCUGUUAGGAUGUUUUACAACCAAAUAUGAUAAAAACACAACUUAACAGCU